UACCUUCUCUUUCUCCUACUUUUCCUUCGCCGACUCCUACUCUCGUUACUUCAUCUCUCUCUCUUUCUCGUAUUCUCUACCCCUAGUGAGAUAUUGAUUUCCCUUAGCUGACUCCCACGAGGGCAGACGGCAGGCAACCAGGUACGGCUACCUCCGCAAAUAGACAGCCUCCGACUAUGAGGAGGGAAUCAUCGCAUGUAUCGAGAGUAUGCACUUUCCAAAGUUCGGCCGGUCCAACCAGUCGGCUGCCGAAAACUAUUCGGUUUGACGCUUCCUCGCGUUGAACAGUUGUCGCGUUGCACUCGAACGAUGCCGCGCUCUUCUCUACGUUCACGCCACGUGUAACUCACGUUCGCGUGACUUCCAUCCCAGAUGCGGAAAGUUAGGGGAAACUUGUGUAGCCGAGACUUAUGAAACUGCAAACAGGGCUACGAUCCAAUAAUAAAGUUUGAUGAGGAACUGUAAAGAUUUCCGAUACAGCGACAACUUCUUGACGCGUAUCGAAGAACGCGUAACGUCCCGUGAUUCGAAACAGUCCCAUCCGAUGCAAUUCGUGGAAUCCUAAUCGCGAAUUCGAAUUUCAAACGACCGACGAAUUCUUUACGUUUCUCCAUGUCGUCCGGAUCUAUUUAUGUACGUUCGGUAUCUGCCCGUCUGACCAUAUUCGAUCCUAUACUACUGGCAAUCGCUCUUCUCCCGAACGAGUUCAUCGGCAAUCUGUUUCGCCUCCGAUCAAUCUCCAUGGGCCGUUAAAAGUAUCAGAGUUGUCUUUCAAUUGCGUAUUAAUCUUCUCGGUUGCGCGGUUCAAUUACUCCCGGAGUAAGUACUUCCCUUUCGCCGGUGGCUGCCGUUCGGGAAUUCGUAGGUGUUCCAAGAAACUUUUGCGAAGUAAUCCGCCAUGUUGGUUCCUGCGCAUUGCUGGCCGCCGGAUUCGCGAGUGACUUGAAACUUUUUUAUUUACCGCGUUCAUGCUUACACACAGAGACAAAGAGUACCGGGGCUGGGGAAUCGUUUCCCCUACUCAAACUCUGGAUGGGGUGUAUCUGUCAACCCCCCACCGUGGCUCGCUUGCCGCCUGCCGCUUUCCAGCAAAGUUUUCCCGAGAUCCUGGAAACUAGGAGCGAUGGGAGAGAGAAAUGAGAGAGGGUGGGAGGGUGUAUGAACCGAGGGAAGGGAGAAGCGAGACCGCUUUCGAGUAGCGUGCGCUCACGGGGAUCCCGUUUCAGCGAAUUCUAACCUAGUAACGAGUUUCCCCUGUCGGUAACACCGGACGCGUGCCAGCGAUAAACGUGUCGCGUGUUAAGGGUGACAGUGGGGUGAGUAAAGUGGUACAUGACACGAGACGCGAUCGCCACGGUUACGUUCCUCACGGUGCGUCGGCUUCUUUUCCCGGCGAAACAAACCGAAAUGCGUAACAUCGCGAAACGCGUGAACCGAAGAUAAGAAAUAGUCGCGCCAGAACGUUUAUAAUAUUCUUACGAUGAUCCGUAAAUUACACAAUCGUGUCACGAGUUUGUUUACAUCGAUAAUCGGUUCUCGGGACGUUCAGUGGACACGUUGACAUCAUGCCCGACAAGUGUUUUAGACUGACGAGGAUUGCUGGAUCGUGACAAUCAGUUUUCAACAAAUACGUCAUAAUGGCGUCAAAGAAAACGAGGCAAAACCAUUCUAUACAGCACCUGCUAGAGCUGCCGAGCAACAGAGAGACAAAAUUGCCGCUAUAUUCCGUGAAGGAGUCGACCCAAACGCCACUCGUUCCAACCCCUCGUCAGGUCCCGGUAACCGUGCUGCAUCCCUCGCCGAAAAAGUUGUAUCUGAGCAAAACCCGGCAGAGCGGCCUCACGGACAGUUUGUAUCAGGGUCUCUCACGAACGGUCAGUCCAACCGCACGCCAACAAGAGUCGACCCUCCCGAGGCGGGACUAUCCCCGCCAAAUCAUGAACAAGGUGGAUGAUCGAGUCAGAUCGCCAGGUACUUCAAGAUGUCUGACCACUGCCAUGUCGCUUUCAAUCGCACCUUCCAGCCCUGAGGAACCUGUCACGCUGGUGGAACUGACCAGCGUGCCGGGUGGCCAGAAUGCGAUGGCUCAUCUCAAAAAACGGAAGCUGGAAGCAGAAUCUGUCAGCCCCAAUCCUAAGCAACCACAGCAGCCGCAACAGCAGCAGCAGCAGCAACAACAACAACAACAUUAUCAGCAGCAACCGUUGACCAACAAGAAGGCUGCGCAAAUCAUUCCACAAGAAAUGGAGACAGCUGAUGCUGCUGCUAAGCGAAGAAGGAAAAGCGUGCGCGACGAUGACACCCGCAAAUCGCUUGAUUCGAAUGACGCGAGUAAAAAUAUACCGUUGCCACAGAAGAAGCGAGCAUUCACCGCUGGAAACUCGGGUAGCCCGGCGAGGAAGGCUAGUAAACACUCGGAGGAACCAGAAGACGACGAAACGCUGAUCAGAGAAACCGAAGCGGCUUUGAAGAGCCUCUCUGGAAGCUGGCCCGGCCCGAGAGGCUCUUUGUAUCAUCGAGGCAACUCGGACGAGGACAAAUACGAAUCGAAUUUCGAAAACUUGUUCGAGGAGAAGAAAGAAAAUCCUAAACUGUCACCGUCUUCGAUGUCGACCUCCUCGAGUACGAGCAACGAGGCUCUGAAAGAUGUGAUAUCGUUCCGCGGCCAACAAGACAGGGGCAGCAAGGCGCAACAGCAGAUGAGAGACGCGAUGAAACUUCAACAGCAUCCGGGCAAAGUGAGAAAAGAUUUGGACAGCUUAUUGAAAUCGGAGAACGAGUGCGGUAACGUUCAAAGCCAAGUGAACAACGUGAACGCGAACGAGCAGGGAAAAAUCAGGCCGGUGCCCGUCAGAUCGCUGUCGACCAAAGACAGAAACGAGAGGAACGUCAUCGGUGCUCACGUGGAUGCUCAGGGUCGACAAACGGAUAAAUACUCUAGAUACGAUCCGCCCGACUUCAACGAAUUGGUCGACGAUUCGUCGAACGAAUUGGAGAUCGACAUGUCGGAUCCUACCGCUGAGAAAGACGAUGCUGACAGGGAUAAAAUGAACGACAGGGACAGAGACCGCACGUGUAGGAACGGUCAAACUUUGCAAGGGCCUGGGAGACAGCAGCAACAGCACCAACACCAUCAGCAGUUGUACUCGAAUUAUCAUAGACAGUACAACGAGAACGGGGCGAAGGUCUCCCCGACCGCAACUACCACCUCCUCUUCUUCGCCUCCGACGAAUUCUCCGUUCUCGGCUACGUCGGCGUUCAGGCCACCGAACUCGGAUCACUCGAAAUCUAAUCGCGGUGCAUCGGUGUCUGUGGCACCGACGAUCCCACCGAUGGGUCCGUACCCAGCAUCGGCCACCUUCGUCGGGUAUCCCGCUGCUGGUCCAGGGCCGACGAUGCCAACGCCGCAACCUGUUACUGGGAUGUCGCCCACCGCCGAAGACAAACACGCCAACUCGGUGUCGCUGUUGCAGUUGAAAUCGUCGAAGGAGGAGACGCAUCACGUGACGAGGCACGAAGUACCACCGAACACCGUGACGAGCAAUAAGAGUCCCACCGGCAGUAUGCCCGCGGUCACUAGCCCUGAUUCCUCGAAACAGUAUACGAUUCUUCAGCCGGCUGGUAUCGGCUCCAGAGCCGCCAGUGCCAUUCAGGACAUAGCCAGAGAGGGAGUGGUCAGUGUGACAGCUGUCAGCAGUUCUAGCACGAGCAACAACAGCUCGCCGAACGGUAUCAACAGUAGCAACAGUAACAGUGGCAGCAACGUAUCGAGCAAAACUACGAGCAGCAACGGUAGUGGUAACGCGAGCAACACUAAUUCGAGCAACAACGUAAACGGGAGCAGCGCGACGAACAGUAUCGCCGUGACUCCGGUUUCGACCAGUACAACGACGUCCAGCCCUACGACCGGUGCCGCCGCGUCAUCUGUAGCUGGUACGAGUACGGGGCAGCAGGAGAAUGUGAUGAAAAUGCCGGAAAGGUCCGGCACCUUCGACUCAAACAGGCCGGGAAUGUCCAUGUCUCCGUCCAGUCUCAGCAGAGAGGGCAACAAGUGCCCGACCCCAGGCUGCACGGGGCAGGGUCACGUGACCGGACUCUACUCUCACCACCGCAGCCUAUCCGGUUGUCCACGAAAGGAUAAACUGACGCCAGAGAUUCUGGCGAUGCAUGAGACUAUUUUGAAAUGCCCGACGCCUGGUUGCAACGGCCGUGGCCAUGUCAGCUCGAAUCGGAACACGCACAGGAGUUUGUCCGGAUGUCCAAUUGCAGCGGCCAAUAAGCAAGCCGCACGCGAGGCGCGACAUAAGGCUCAAGUGUCUGGGAUUCCGCCAGAGUAUAUAAGUACGAACCUGUUACCACCGUCAAUGGACAGCAAGAGCUAUUCCCAGUACGGGUCCUCGGGUCAGGACACGAAACCGGUGUUAAGCAGCCUGACCUACGACUACUACUCGACGACAAAGAGCACGGGGAUCAACGUAAAACCUCCGAAAACUCCCGAGGAGAGUCCCUCGUCCCGUACGAGCAAAGUGGUCCCUAAAACCGAGAACAUGACGAGCGGUAGUUGCUGCAACACUCUGCCGACAAGAGGCCAGAGCACGUCCGACCUGUUAGUGCCCAAGUCGGAGGACGCCGGCUCGUGUCGCGUUAAUUCACCCCCGCCACCGCCGCCGCCCACAGUGCGGCCGACUUAUGACUCGUACAUGAAUCAAGACUCGAACUCCUCGUCGUUGUCGUCGAUGGACGCGAUGGGCUCAAGGGGAACCAUCGGAGCGACGAUACAUCAUCCGAGUCAGCACCCGACGCACCACGUCUUGCCCAUGCAACCGACAGUGGCUUAUCCCAUGCCAAUGGUCGAAGACACUAGGAUGAGUCAUCAGAUGUCUCAGAGAUCUCCUUACGAGCCGGCUAUGAUGGCCGCAGCGGCGGCGGCUGCUGCUGCGGCCACCACCAGCGAGGAAUUGUACCAUCACAGAUCCGCGGAACACGCGAGGGCGUACAUGCACCCUGGCGCGAGCAACAUCGCGCGGCCGGUCGUCACCUACUCGAACGAGAUCGCGAACGCAAGAGGUUACGAAAAUGCGGUAGUCAGCGCGGCUAAUCACCGACCGUACGACCCUGGCACCACGUCCGCGUACGAGAGAUACGAUACCCAGAAUUGUGCACCUAUUCAGUCGCAACAGCAGCAGCAACAGCAACAACAGCAACAGCAACAGCAGCAGCAACAGCUGCAUUCUAGGACGAACAUGUAUUACCUGGGACAGACUGGAAUGACACCGGAGGAACAGGAACGAGUGUAUCAUCAAGAGGCUGCGGCUGCUGCUCAACAGCAUCAGAUGGCGAUGGCUGCUGCCACCGCAGCUGGAAUGAUGAAGACCGAGGAUGUAAAAUGUGUCACAGUGGCGCAAGUGCAGCAAAUGCAAAAGCCUGGUGGCCCUCCGACAUCACCCGGUGGCUCUGUAAUGGACCUGUCCACCUCCAGCGUCACGUCGACGAGUCCUCAGGCGCCACCGUAUGGUUCCAACAGCCUCAGUCCUCAAUACGGCGGUGGACAGACAGUAGGAGGGAGUCCUCAAGCUGCAGCGAGUCCGCAUCUGACUGCUAGCCCUCAGGUUCCCAGCCCGCAAGGACAGACCCUCGAUCUCAGCGUGAACAGGCUUCACAGCGGCGCGCCGAGUCCCCAAUACCCAACCGGCCACGGGGAGGCUGUGGCGGUUCCCGUUGGACCCGGAUUCCCGGCGCCCAGACCAAUCGAGGAGCAAACCGAGCCCGUUGACUUCUCGACGGCGAACGAGCCGGUCAAUUUCAGCGGGGGUCCUGGGAUCAGGCCUGUGCCAGGCUUCCCACCACCCGGUGUGCACGUCACGGCUUAUAGUCGAGAAAGCACCCCCGACAGCGGGGGUUCCCACUACAUGGACGCCUACCGCGAUCCCACCGGCUACGGACCAAUGAGCCCGCAUCCAGGGUACGGAAUGACAGGCGUUCAACCGGAAUACCCUGGCAACACGUACACUCCUUACCCCACUGCAGGCUACAAUUGCGGUGGAACUUAUCCCGGAGGUCCCGUGACUUCCGGUUACCAAAUCCCGGCCGGGUACACGCCGACACCCUGCUAUAGCAUGCCGCCCCCGCAGCACACGGUCGGACCUCUCGAUAAACCCACGGGUAAAGACGAUAGUAUGAGGCGGCACUCGUUGAAUUUCGCACCUCGUCCCGCUCCUCGUGGUCGCGAUGGCAAGGAGCUGAUACAGUGCCCCACGUUGUCCUGUGAUGGCAUGGGUCAUGUCUCGGGAAACUACGCUACCCACAGAAGUUUGUCCGGUUGUCCGCGAGCGGAUCGUUCACAGAUUCAAGCGCAUUCGCAAGAACUGAAGUGUCCCACGCCAGGGUGCGACGGUUCCGGACACGUGACCGGAAACUAUUCGUCCCACAGGAGUCUGUCCGGUUGUCCGCGGGCUAACAAACCGAAGAGCAAGCCCCGAGACGGACAGGACUCCGAGCCAUUAAGGUGUCCGAUCCCCGGUUGCGACGGCUCCGGCCACGCUACUGGCAAAUUCUUGUCGCAUCGCAGCGCGUCGGGUUGUCCAAUCGCGAACAGGAACAAGAUGCGAGUACUGGAAUCUGGAGGCACGGUGGAACAGCACAAAGCGGCGGUGGCUGCGGCGACAGCGAUGAAGUUCGAGGGCGUGAACUGUCCGACGCCGGGGUGCGACGGGAUCGGUCAUAUAAACGGUUCCUUCUCGACCCAUAGAUCGCUGUCCGGUUGCCCGAUUGCUGGGCACGCGGUGAAGAAACCGAAGUUCGAAGACAUGUCGAGCAUGUACAGCAAAGGAAUCACCGGAGUGGACACCAGUGGUCCGCCUCACGGGGGUGCGGUGGGUACGGGUCAGGGUAACACGAGUGGUAGCGGUACCGCCAGUGGCCAGAGCGAAGAUCUCUACACACUGGAGGCCGAGAUCACGGAGCUCCAGAGGGAGAACGCUCGGGUCGAAUCGCAGGUGAUGCGCUUGCGCUCCGACAUCACCGCCAUGGAGAACCAGUUGAAGCAAGGUGAAAAGGAAACGACGACUAUCUCCCAGCGGAACAACAACCUGACCGAGUACUAUCAGUCGCUGCGCGAUAACAUGAUAACGUUGUUGGAGCACGUGCGAAUACCGAAUGCCCCGGGCGGACCGCAGGAGAAGAUGGGCCACGAGAAUUUCGACAGUUAUUUGACGAAGUUGCAAACGCUGUGCACGGCAGAUGGUUACUGCGCGGACGAGGCGAACAGGCCGAUAUACGAAACGGUGAAGACCGCGCUGCAAGAUUUCACGGUACUACCGACACCCAUCUGA
Messenger RNA from Ceratina calcarata, 7331 nucleotides. RefSeq names its product mucin-5AC. The record is from RefSeq and is a predicted model, not a curated record. The transcript has 20 exons. NCBI's taxonomy places the organism in Eukaryota, Metazoa, Arthropoda, Insecta, Hymenoptera, Apidae. Gene Ontology annotation, molecular function: zinc ion binding; RNA polymerase II cis-regulatory region sequence-specific DNA binding; DNA-binding transcription factor activity, RNA polymerase II-specific. The coding region runs from base 1638 to 7331 and encodes 1897 amino acids. Gene Ontology annotation, cellular component: nucleus. Gene Ontology annotation, biological process: regulation of transcription by RNA polymerase II.